CUCUACAUAUUGACUCGCUGUUGCAUUAUCACGCACCUUUUAAUGCACAUGAUCAAAUAUGACAAUGUCAAGUACUUUACAUGUAGCCUUUGUGGUGCUUAUUGUCAAGCUUAUUGGAUCUGAAUGUUUCCUGUUUGAGAAUGGAAACAGGAACGUCGCAUUCAAGCUAUAUACGAGAUCUGAUACAAAAGGGAGGGUCAUUGAUGCAAGAACUCUGUUUAACUCCAACUUCAACAAUAAGCUCCAGACAAAAUUGAUAAUACAUGGAUGGUUCGGUGACCUUCCUAAAUUUGAUGCAAUGAUCACGGAAUUGCUUGGUAAGGAAAAUAUGAAUGUGAUUCAAGUCAACUGGUCGAACUGGUCAUCUAACCUGGACUAUUUUCAAGUGGUGGAAGAAGUUCCGGAAGUUGCAGCAGAGGUGAAGCGGUUUAUGGAUACGCUAAUCCAAGAUGGCGGGCUAUCUUUAAAAUAUGUCCAUCUUAUCGGCUAUAGUCUUGGGGCUCAGAUAGCUAGUCUUGUUGGAAAGAAAUAUAGAAACCCAAGGAUACCUCGUAUUUCAUGUCUCGAUCCAAGUGGAGUAGGGUUUGACAACAACAAUCCAAUGGCAAGUGUUCAUAAAAGCGACGCCGUAUUCGUCGACGUCAUACACAGUUCCAUAAUUUCCGCUGCACCACGUGGUGAUGUAGAUUUCUUUCCAAAUAACGGAAUGGGGUCCCAUUCUCUCGCCCUGAAGCUGUUUGAGGAGUCUAUUAGAAGACGCUGUGACUUUACCGCUAGAUCAUGUUCAGAUUGGGAUGCAUUCCAAAGCAAGAGGUGUGACGACAAUGCGUCCAAUGUAAUGGGGCUGGAUGCAAAGCCAACAAACGCCAUGGGCAAACUGUAUCUAAACGUCAAGACUGAAGCGCCAUUCUGUUAAAUGUAGAUAGUGUAUCAAAUGUGUUAAAUAAAUGUAGUUAGAAUUGAAGUCCACCGUCACUAGAAUGGAGUUAUACACGUACCGAGCUAUAGCUAGAUAAUGGCAUCUCCACGGAGCUCGUUCGAGCUAGUAAAUAUUGAAUUCAGGCUUGUUUCAUUAGAUGGUCACAGAAGUGUUGUCCAACAUUGGCAGACAUAAUAACUAAAUCACAAUCACUUAGUUUGAUUAAAUGUAAUUUCUUAAACAUCCUAAUAGAAUAUUAUCUACCCUGGAAGUUAACAUCUAUUAUCGCUUGUCUUGAAAUAAUUGUCAGCAUUUCCAUACAUACAAUCCGUUGACCAGAUUAGUUUAUGGAACAGGGUAGAGAGUACAAAUCAUCAAGAGUGGGCUCAUCAAUAUAAAAUAAAUUUCUGAACAUUGAUAACAAAGCGUUCAUAUUUUAUAAAU
Molecule: messenger RNA, 1363 nt
Organism: Owenia fusiformis
Lineage: Eukaryota; Metazoa; Annelida; Polychaeta; Sabellida; Oweniidae
Source: the annotation of a GenBank genome assembly